AUGCAAGAAGACCAACUCGCUGGCCCACGCAUCUUCCCACAACCGAUAGAGCUGCUGGUAAAUCCGGUUUUUGAGAAUAAGGCUGUCACUACAAUGUGGCCUGUCUCGUGGAGUCCGCUUAACGUGUUAACGUGGGCAUGGCAUCCCGCCUUGGCACGUUGCGUGUUGCGCACUCCCCGAGUACUUUUCCGAGUACUCCAUCACCGGCUGGUAUUCAAGCCGCACCAACCUCGGAAAGCUUUAUGUUAUGAGCCAAGCCGGCUUCCUCCUUUCAAUUCCGUUGUCCGACUACAUGUGCCCUGUGUUCUACAGCCCAGGCCGUUCCGCCAUUGCCGUUUUUGGAACCAUAAUGAAAUCAGCCCAGGUCAUUCGCGAAUUGGUCCACCACACACCAGUCGCACUGACCAAUUCCUUUCACGUUUCCUGUUUGUCCCGUUCUUGUGUUUUCUCCCGUUCCCAUCCACUGCAAACGUCAUUCGUCCUCGCCGAGGGUGUAAUGCGCUAAUGGCCUGUUGGUUAUUCUUCUCCCGUACGAAGUUGGUACCACAUGGUCCUCAGCGUUUUACUUUGCUAUGUGAUGAGAAAUCCCAGACAGUCGGGGAGACGCCGCACGGAGAGGGUAGAGAUGGUUUAACACCAGAACACAACGUUGUUGAGCAAAGUGAUGACACUUAUCUGAUUGUUUGCUCGAUGAGGGCUGUAUUUUACGGAGCGUAA
Messenger RNA from Lachancea dasiensis, 717 nucleotides. NCBI's taxonomy places the organism in Eukaryota, Fungi, Ascomycota, Saccharomycetes, Saccharomycetales, Saccharomycetaceae. The record is from the annotation of a GenBank genome assembly.